This is a messenger RNA of Penicillium chermesinum, 1422 nucleotides long. Its product is annotated as acyltransferase family protein. Gene Ontology annotation, cellular component: membrane. The record is from RefSeq and is a predicted model, not a curated record. Gene Ontology annotation, biological process: polysaccharide biosynthetic process. Bases 1 to 1422 code for a protein of 473 amino acids. The transcript has 3 exons. NCBI's taxonomy places the organism in Eukaryota, Fungi, Ascomycota, Eurotiomycetes, Eurotiales, Aspergillaceae. Gene Ontology annotation, molecular function: acyltransferase activity, transferring groups other than amino-acyl groups.
AUGCCUAUCUUCCAAUCGACGCAUAUUUAUUCCCGGUUGAGGGAGUCGAUUCCCGCAGUGAUGCCGUGGAAUCAAGGCGACCCGGCUAUGAAAGGCGAUCCUCGAAAGAGUGUCAAAUGGAUUGAUGGCCUACGUGGCAUCGCAUCUUUCCUGGUAGUACUCACUCACCUCGCUCGAGCAUGGGACUACGACCUCUUCUCACCACGCGAUAACGAAAAUGCUACCCCCCAAAUUCUACAAUGGCCUAUCUUACGAAUCCCCUGGCAGGGUCGGAUAGGCGUCACUAUCUUCGCCUUUCUGACCGGAUAUGUUUGCGCCCUUAAACCUCUUAAACUAUCCCGCAACGGCGAUAAAUUAGGAUCCUUCACAACCGUCGCUCAAAGCGCAUUCCGUCGACCUCCUCGCUUGAUACUCCCCGCAACUAUUGCACUGAUCAUAUCAUGGACACUGGCUCAAUUCGGCGCAUUUGUCGUAGCCAACCGCUCAGAUUGCUGGUGGUGCCGAUAUGCAGCACCUGAAGUAGAGGACUCGAUCUGGAAAGAGAUUGUACGACUUGGCGGGAAUUUCCUAACCACUUGGACGACGGGGUACAUGGCCUACGAUGAUCACCAAUGGACUUUGCUGCCGCUUCUGCUCGCCUCCAUGCUGGUCUACCUCGUUCUGGUGGCGACCAUGUAUGUGCGGUUUCGGUAUCGGAUGUUGGUCUACGUGGGCUUGAUCUUGUAUUUCCAUCAAGACGCCGCCAAGAACACUGAAACAUUCCAAAUGCAAGCCAUCUACGGCAUGCUCCUCAGCGACCUCUCAUACAACGCAACCCUGAAGACCUGGACAACCAACCACCCAUAUCUCCGCCGGGCGAUCUCUGCCCCGCUCGCAAUUCUGGGGCUGUUCAUUGCCUCCUACCCAGGUGACCAUCCUGAAUGGGCCUCCUGGUCCAGGCGCAUGCUCGACGCAGCGCAGUAUCUCUUCCCACCCGACGUGAACAUCGGCAAGCGCUACACGGCUGUCGGAGUAGACAUGAUCAUCCUCUCGAUCUUCUUCUCUCCUGCCACUAAGGACUUCCUCUCCAACAGACUCCUUCUCUGGCUCGGGAAGCAGAGCUUCGCUGUCUACCUGAUCCACGGGACCAUGCUGCGCGUGGUGCUUUGCUGGAUGCUCUACGGCAUCAGUGGGCAGCCGUGGGAGGGUGGGGAGGCGGGGACGGACGAGGAGCGAGAGUGGCUGCCCUUGCGGCCUCCGUGGGUUGUGGGGCUGAGUAUUCCAGUAUGGAUUGUGCUGGUUUACGUUUGUGCGGCGGCUUGGACGACUUAUGUCGAUCCGUUCUGUGCCGCGAUGACGGCGAAAUUGGAGAAGGCGGUGUUCGAGGAUGAUAAGGAGGCGUUGCCUUUACCUGCUGUUUCGAUUCCGAUGCAGACUGCUUGA